CCGUUGCUCCCCUCUCUACAGUAUUCGGCCAUCUUGCCGGCGGCAGUGAAAGCGAAGUAUAUUGAAGCGGCCCCACCACGAUGCAAGGUAGAUGGGGGUUUUAGCACUGUAGCAACGGCAACAGCAUGUGAGAGAGAAAGCGAGCUCUGAACAAGACACUCUUCUUCCCGACUCUAGUCCCUCUCUGCCUCUCUCUCUCUCUCUUUGAUUUCCAUCCAUUUCAUUUAUAGAAAAAGGAAACUCCAAACAUCUUCUCUCUCUCCCCUCCAUGGCGUCCCUCUCCCCUCUCCCCACCGCCCUCUCCACUCUAUCCUCCUUAAACCCCAAUAAUAAUCGUCUUCCCUCCGGACACCGCCACCACCUCUCUCUUCUCCCCAAGAGAACCCUAACCCUCUCCGCCACGAGGUCGACGGAUGCUGAGGGUGGGGCUCUGGAUUCGGCUUCUGCGGUGGUGGAGAAGAAGCCCAAAGCCGCCGUUUCUGCGGAUCCUGAAGGGAAGGAGAAGCAGCAGCCGGAAGCGGUAGCUGCUGCUGCUGCUGGUAAUGGAGCUGCGGUGAAGGCGGAGAUGCCCAAGUUUAGGGAUCCCAGGUGGGUUAACGGGACAUGGGAUUUGAAGCAGUUCGUGAAGGGUGGCGGAACCGACUGGGAUGCCGUCAUAGAUGCUGCGAUGUUGCACGGAGUUGGCCUAGGUUUCAGAGCAGACAAAUACGGUGAAAUUACAUAUGAGGCCAGGAGGAGGAAAUGGCUCGAAGAUUUUCCUGAAGCAACUAGCAACGAUGAGGCUGUAGUAUUUGACACAUCAAUCAUACCAUGGUGGGCGUGGAUCAAACGGUUUCACCUCCCUGAAGCCGAGCGACUUAAUGGUCGAGCUGCCAUGGUCGGCUUUUUCAUGGCUUAUUUUGUCGAUAGUUUGACGGGCAUAGGGCUUGUCAACCAGAUGGGGAAUUUUUUCUGCAAGACCCUGCUAUUUGUUGCUGUAGUAGGCGUGCUGCUGAUUAGGAAAAACGAAGACAUUGAAAAGCUGAAGAAGCUUCUCGAGGAGACGGUGUUGUAUGACAAGCAAUGGCAAGCAACCUGGAGAGAUGAUUCUCCUACUGAUUCCAAGAAGUAAAAUAUGGGAGAUACACUAGUGUUAUGCUUUGCCUUUUCGUUUUUAUGAGCUUUUCUUAAUCAGUAAUAAGAUUUUAGUCAGUAAUAAGAACUUGCAAAAUCCGAUAUGCCAUGCUCCGGUUACAGUUGGUCUAUUAGUGUUCCGCCUUUUCCCUAUGUUUGGCCUUUUGCCCUGAUGUUCCGAACUACUCUAUUCUUUUGUUUCUUAAUGAUGUUUGUGAACAAUUGAAUCUA
Molecule: messenger RNA, 1344 nt
Organism: Ananas comosus (pineapple)
Lineage: Eukaryota; Viridiplantae; Streptophyta; Magnoliopsida; Poales; Bromeliaceae
Product: light-harvesting complex-like protein 3 isotype 1, chloroplastic
Exons: 4
Coding region: 269-1111 (280 amino acids)
Source: RefSeq, a predicted model, not a curated record